Raphanus sativus (radish) is the source of this 1101-nucleotide messenger RNA. RefSeq names its product F-box protein SKIP19-like. The transcript is spliced from 2 exons. The record is from RefSeq and is a predicted model, not a curated record. NCBI's taxonomy places the organism in Eukaryota, Viridiplantae, Streptophyta, Magnoliopsida, Brassicales, Brassicaceae. Gene Ontology annotation, molecular function: protein binding. Bases 74 to 886 code for a protein of 270 amino acids.
UAAAGAGGGAGUCUCGUAACGUAACUGCUUCGCUGUGUCUUUUGAUCCUUUUAGAUCUUGCACUCCGGCAACGAUGAAUCAAGUAGAAUAUCCAAACUGGGCGGAGCUUCCGCCGGAGCUGACGUCAUCGAUCCUGCGUCGUCUCGGCGUGAUGGUGAUACUGGAGACGGCGCAGAAAGUGUGCAGACGGUGGCGUCGGAUCUGUAAAGACCCCUUGACGUGGCGGAGGAUCGACAUGCGUGACCUGGGAUGCAUGGCAGGAGGCAGCAGUCACGAGCUGGAGAAGAUUUGCCGCCACGCUGUUGAUCGUAGCCAGGGCGGGUUGGUUGAGAUCGAGAUUUGGCACUUCGCUACUCAUGAUCUCCUCAAUUACAUCGCCGAUAGGUCAAGUAAGUUGAGAAGCCUUAAACUUGCAAUGUGCUAUCUCAUAGCAACCGAGGGACUUAUAGAAGUCAUUGCGAAACUUCCUUUACUCGAAGUCCUCGAGGUUUCAUACUGCUCAUUAUCAGGAGAGCCUCUUGAACCUAUUGUCCCAGCUUCUUGUGCAAAUCUAAACACGUUGGAAAACCCUGAUGACGUUGCUCUAGCAAUCGCCGGAACACUGCCCGGACUCACCCACCUUCAGCUUUUCGGGAACAGGUUAACGGACGCCGGUUUAAACGCCAUCCUUGACGGGUGUCCUAACCUGGAAUAUCUCGAUCUACGCCAAUGCAUCAAUGUUAACAUCGUUGGGGAUCUGGAGAGGCGGUGUUACGAGAGGAUCAAUGUUUUGAGACGCCCUAAUGACCCGGUUGAUGAUUACACAUUAGAAGUUGACGACCUUUAUGAUGGCGUCUCUGAUGUCGAUGAAACGUCAGAUGAUGAGUUUUACGAUGGACCAUUCUGACUUUGCACCGUUUGAUCAUUACGGGGACCUGGCCUCUUUUAAUCAUGCUCGUAGUAGUUUCGGUGAACUUUGUGUGUGGUCUUUAGUAGUAUUUGCCUUGUGCCUUUUGUCUUUCUACAAUACCUAAACUCGAUUGAAGUUUCAAAUUAUAUGAUUGGUUUCCUCAAACUUUGGAAUUUAUUUUGCAAGAUCAGAGAGAGCAGGGUCUUGUGCUU